Molecule: messenger RNA, 565 nt
Organism: Diuraphis noxia (Russian wheat aphid)
Lineage: Eukaryota; Metazoa; Arthropoda; Insecta; Hemiptera; Aphididae
Gene: san
Product: Probable N-acetyltransferase san
Biological process (GO): mitotic sister chromatid cohesion
Cellular component (GO): NatA complex
Molecular function (GO): acyltransferase activity, transferring groups other than amino-acyl groups
Source: RefSeq, a predicted model, not a curated record
AACGAUUAAAUACUGUAGUUUUCCCUGUGUCAUAUAAUGAGAAGUUUUAUAAAGAUGUCCUAGAAGCUGGAGAAUUAGCUAAGUUAGCGUACUAUAAUGAUAUUGUGGUUGGAGCUGUAUGUUGUCGAAUAGACCAAGAAGUUGGUCGUCGACUUUAUAUAAUGACUUUGGGGUGCUUAUCACAGUAUAGAAGACUUGGUAUAGGAAGUAUGAUGGUUGAACAUGUUUUAAACUAUGUUGAAAAUGAUGGUACAUUUGAUAGUGUUUAUUUACAUGUUCAAUUGAAUAAUGACAGUGCCAUAAAGUUUUACAAAAAAUUUGGGUUUGAGAUAGUUGAAACUAAAGAGCAUUAUUAUAAGAGGAUAGAACCAGCAGAUGCUUACGUGCUGGAAAAACGUCUACAACCAAAAACUAUAAAUGGGAAAAAUGAACAUCAUUCAAAUAACUUUAAAAAAGAUUAAAUACUGAUUAGCUUUCUUAAUUGUUUAUUGUAUUAAUACAUUAUAAUAGAACACAUACUGUAAAUAUACAUACAGUAUAAAAUAAACACACAUAAAAACAGUUU